This is a messenger RNA of Adineta steineri, 2301 nucleotides long. Lineage: Eukaryota; Metazoa; Rotifera; Eurotatoria; Adinetida; Adinetidae. The record is from the annotation of a GenBank genome assembly.
AUGACAACCACUGUUCGUUUUUAUGAUUCAACAUUUUAUACAAUAGCUUUAACGUCAAUAGUUUAUUUCAUAUUUCAAACGUAUUCAAUACGAUUAUAUAAACAACGUCAUUUAGUGUUUAUUUCAUUUUUAUGCACAUGUCUUAGUUGUGAAGCAUUUUUUUAUAUAUUUCAAUCAAAUUCAUUAUUAAAUUUCUCGAAUUUAAAUGUAACAAAUGGGUUUUCUUCAACAAUAAUUCAUAUAAUAGUUUUAUUAUCAAUAUCAUCACUAUUAUGGAAUGCAACACAAUCUGUAGCAUUAGCUUCAAUACUUAUUCCUUUAAAUUCAAUCAAUCGUCAACAACAACAAGAAUCAUCAAAUUUUGUUUUACGUCGUUGGCUUCGUCAUAUUUGUGUUGAUCAUGUUUUUGCUCUAUUACUUACUCGUGUAGGUCGUUUAACUGAUGUUCCAUCGAUUAUUGCAUUAAGUGAUAUGGCAAGUAUAUGUAUAGUUGCAAGUUGGUUAUCACAAAUAGCUGUUUUUCCAAGUGUACUUUGUUUUCUUUAUUCAUAUUUUAUUGAUAAAACAACAUUCAACAAGGAAAAUUCUCAACAAAUCUUUUUAACAAAAAAUAGUGAUGAAUUGAAUUCUAUUUUACAUCGUUUAAAAAUUAUCAAAAUAUUAGGUCUGGCAUUAUUUAGUUUAAAAACUUCAGCUUGGUCAUUUUAUGAAACAUUAGCAUUAAUAUCAACCGCUAUAAUUUGUUUAACAUGUCUUGCUAUGGUUCCACCUGGACGUGAAACAUCGAAAUAUACUCGAAUAUUUGAUAUAUUUAUAGGAAAAACACCAGAUGAAAAUAAAAAUGAGGUAUUAAUCGUUAAUAAACAAUCUUCAAUACCAAAAAAUCCGGUUAUUUUUACAAUUGAUAAUUGUUCUUCAACUGAAACUAAUGAUUUGACUGAUCAAAAAACGGCAACUACACCAAAUCUUGUAGUUCCGUUAACACCAAAAAUAAUGGAAUCUAAAAUACCCGAUACAACAGAAAAUAUUGAUUAUUCUCUUUUAACUGAUGAAGAAAUAUUAUCCUUGGUUAAAUCAAAAAAACUAGCUGCACAUAAUCUUGAGAAAAAUUUACCAUUAUUAAAAGCUGUACAUAUACGUCGUUUAUUAUUAAAUGAGUUAUUAGUUUCAACACAAAACUCUUCAUUUUCACUUGAUUUAUUACCUUAUGAUAAUUAUGAUUAUUCAUUGGUUAUCAAUCAUUGUUGUGAAAAUGUCAUCGGUUAUGUUCAAAUACCUGUUGGAUAUGCGGGUCCCUUACGUGUUGAUAAUCGAAAUUUUUAUAUACCAAUGGCAACUACAGAAGGUGCACUUGUUGCAAGUACAAAUCGCGGGUGUAAAGCUGUAUCAAUGUCAAAAGGUGGUAUUGAAACAAUUAUUUUCAAUGAUGGUAUGACACGUGGUCCUGUGCUUAAAUUUGCCACCAUUCGACAAGCAUAUGAUGCUUAUGAAUGGUUUGAAACAAAUUUUGAAGAAAUAAAAAAAUGUUUUGAUGGAACAAGUUCAUAUGCACGUUUAACAAGUAUUAAACGAAAUUUAGCAGCACAUUAUUUAUUCGUUCGUUUUGUUGCAACAACUGGUGAUGCUAUGGGUAUGAAUAUGUUAUCAAAAGGUGUUGAAGCUGUAUUAAAACUUGUUAAAUCUACAUGGCCUCAAACAGUUGAUAUUAUUAGUGUUAGUGGAAAUUAUUGCACUGAUAAAAAACCAUCAGCAUUAAAUUGGAUUGAUGGACGAGGAAAAUCAGUUGUAGCAGAAGCGAUCAUACCCGGUGAUAUACUUCAUCAAGUACUUAAAACAAAUGCUAAUCAACUUGUUGAAUUAAAUCAAUCAAAAAAUAUGCUUGGAUCAAUUAUGGCUGGUUCAAUUGGAGGAUUUAAUGCUCAUGCUGCCAAUAUAGUUGCUGCUAUGUUUAUUGCUUGUGGUCAAGAUCCAGCACAAGUUGUUUCAAGUAGUAAUUGUUUAACAUGGCUUGAAACAACAGGACCUGAGAAAAAUGAUUUGUAUAUAUCAUGUACUAUGUAUUCACUUGAAGUUGGAACAAUAGGUGGUGGAACAAAAUUAGCAGCUCAACAAGCUUGCUUAAAAAUGCUUGACGUUAAUGGUUCUUUGUCGAAUGCACCUGGUGAAAAUUCUUGUCAACUUGCUCGUCUUAUAUGUUCAACAGUAUUGGCCGGUGAAUUAUCAUUAUUGAGCGCAUUAGCAACUAAUGAACUUGUUCAAUCACAUUUACGACUUAAUCGUAGUUUUAUUCAAACUAAAUAG